Molecule: messenger RNA, 669 nt
Organism: Pochonia chlamydosporia 170
Lineage: Eukaryota; Fungi; Ascomycota; Sordariomycetes; Hypocreales; Clavicipitaceae
Exons: 1
Coding region: 1-669 (222 amino acids)
Source: RefSeq, a predicted model, not a curated record
AUGACCAAAACAUAUCUCGAAACACUUCUUGAUUCGUUGGAAGCCUUCCCCGAUGAAGAGCUAGCUCAUGACCAAGGGGAUGAAUUGUACCUCCGAAAUUGGGGGUUCACAGUAUAUCGGACUGCAUAUGGGCCGGGCUCGCAACAGAAAUGGGACACCUUGAUGGAAACUAUUAAUGCCCAAGCACGCGACCAAGUCAUGAAAAGCCAAGCUACCGAGAACGAUCCGCCAAAUCGGCUAGAGAAAGCUCUUUCGCUCUAUCGUAUGGAUUAUCGCUCUGACAAGGGCAGUCUUGAAGGGAGGACUCAGGACGAGCUACGACAGUAUUACAAAAACGGUGUUGGAGGUGCACCAAUGAAUAGGCGGUUUCACUGGCAUCGACUUUUCCUAGUUGUUGAUGAGGAGGUGCUGGAAACUGGUGGUGGUACUGGUCAGCCCUGGAUUAAAUGCGUAGAUGCGGACUAUGAUCCGGAGGAUUAUAUCCCAAGGGGACGAUUACGAUACCGUUCGCAAGUGUACUUUGGCUGGAUCAAGAUUACGACAAGAAGCUUAGCGGAUCUUUGGAUCGAACAGUUGAGUAUUUGGGGGUUGGAUAGCGUUGUGCACACAGGACAUCCACAUCAUGAACACGUUUGGGAUAGCUACCUCUCUCUCAAAUCGCUAGGUUGA